Messenger RNA from Ailuropoda melanoleuca (giant panda), 1116 nucleotides. RefSeq names its product uridine 5'-monophosphate synthase-like. Lineage: Eukaryota; Metazoa; Chordata; Mammalia; Carnivora; Ursidae. Bases 348 to 1079 code for a protein of 243 amino acids. The transcript has a single exon. Gene Ontology annotation, molecular function: orotate phosphoribosyltransferase activity; orotidine-5'-phosphate decarboxylase activity. The record is from RefSeq and is a predicted model, not a curated record. Gene Ontology annotation, biological process: 'de novo' pyrimidine nucleobase biosynthetic process; UMP biosynthetic process.
UAACUUACUUGAUCUAGGUUAUCUUGCUUUAAGAAACUCCGUAUUUGAAAUUUUGAUCAUGAACACAUUAAGUGGUGUUUAUUUACACUAUAAAGUAAUCUAGUUUUGCUAUAAAUAUUCUAUAUAUGUAACUUUGACAGUUUUCAGAUAGGGGAACCCUGAACAAAAUGGUAAUCAUGGCUCAUUGAAGACUUAUCAGGACUAAAGAUAAAGUAGCUCUAAAGUAAAGUAGAUUAUCAGAAAAUAAGAUUUAGAUCAUCUACCUCUUCAUAAAUACAUGCCAAAUUUAUAAUGCCAGAUGCAUCUUGAGUUGGCCGAAAUAUAUACUUUAAAUUGAAAUCAGCAUAAUGUUUUCUUUUCUAGGCACUAAGCGUCUUGUAGAAGGAGCUGUUAAUCCAGGAGAAACCUGUUUGAUCAUUGAAGAUGUCGUUACCAGUGGAUCUAGUGUUUUGGAAACUGUUGCGGUUCUUCAGAAGGAAGGCUUGAAAGUCACUGAUGCCAUAGUGCUGCUGGACAGGGAGCAAGGAGGCAAAGACAAGUUGCAGGCGCAUGGGAUCCAGCUUCACUCCGUGUGUACAUUGUCCAAAAUGCUGGAGAUUCUGGAGCAACAGAACAAAAUUGAUGCUGAGAUGGUUGAGAGAGUGAAGAGAUUUAUUCAGGAGAAUGUUUUUGUGGCAGCUAAUCAUAAUGAUUCACUUCUUCCUGUAAACAGAGCUGCUGGGGAACUCAGCUUUGGUGCACGCGCAGAGCUGCCCAGGAUCCACCCAGUUGCCUCAAAGCUUCUCAGGCUUAUGCAGAAGAAGGAGACCAAUCUUUGUCUGUCUGCUGAUAUUUCAGAGUCCAGAGAGCUGUUGCAGCUAGCAGAUGCUUUAGGACCCCACAUCUGCAUACUCAAGACUCAUGUAGAUAUUUUGAAUGAUUUUACUCUGGAUGUGAUGAAAGAGUUAACAACUCUGGCAAAACGCCAUGAGUUCUUAAUAUUUGAAGACCGGAAAUUUGCAGAUAUAGGAAACACAGUAAAAAAACAGUAUGAAGGUAAGCAUUAUUUAGGAAUCUGCAAAAAUAGAAAUUUAGCUUAAACUGCCUAAAGAACAAAAGGAAAUGUAUUGACUCCCA